Molecule: messenger RNA, 684 nt
Organism: Cucurbita pepo subsp. pepo (vegetable marrow)
Lineage: Eukaryota; Viridiplantae; Streptophyta; Magnoliopsida; Cucurbitales; Cucurbitaceae
Source: RefSeq, a predicted model, not a curated record
AUGAAUCCAAAUGGUUUUAGUGAACCAAAUUCUGAGCUUCUUGGUCGGUUGCCUCAUCCUUCUUUCUCAAGGCCUACCAGCUUCUCAACCGUCCUCUUCGAUGGUAAAAUUCAUCGAAGACCCACAAGGUCAAAAUGGCGCGGGCAAGGCAACAGAGUGUUACGCAUACGAGUGCAAAACCUGCAGCCGAACCUUCCCAUCAUUUCGAGCCCUAGCCAUGACCGCCGGCGACAAGAAAUCGAUCUCCGGCACAUCGCCGGCCUACAAACAUCAACAACAGCGAUUCAACAACACCAUUUCAAGCCCUUUCGAUCCGCUUCGUAUGAACGAACCGGUUAUUAUCACAAGACGCACGAGUGCUCCGUCUGUGACUCCGAGUUCACUUCCGUCCAGGUCCUCAGCGGCCACAUGUGCCGCCACCGCCGUGGCUGCGGCAGAGAUUCCGGCGAAAUUGCUCAUCGUCGUCCUAAGAGGCAUAGAAGUAAUUUGUUGUGUUUGGAGUUGGAUCUCAAUCAUCCAACCACCGAAGAGAAUAAAAGAGAUCAAUCCGGCGUCGUUUCAAUGGCCGCCAUGGAUCUGGUAAGCUCCCUUAAACCAUCUAUUAAAUUAGAAACUAUUAUCCCAUUAAUUUUUUGUAGAAAAAUUAGGGAAGUAGAAUCUCCAAGGGCAUAUUGGGGCGAAUAG